AGCGAAGGAGGGAGCGCGCGCGCGCACGGGCGGGUUCGCGGUGCCGCUCCCGUAACGCCCGCCAGCGCCUGGUGACCGAAUUCGUGUCGACUGACCAGAGUCCGCGAAUUCAAAGGCCGACAGGGAAGGUAUCCAGAAAAGGUUAUGAUCAAAUCGGUGACACUACUGAAGAUAUCACUACUAGCGGUGAUACUUCCUUUAUUCACACGAUGUUGGCAUGCUGACAAGACUAGCGAUUAUUGACUUUCCUCAAUUUUGCCUAUCUUACCAGGUUUAGUGAAGGUCAUAAAGAAGUUUUGAAAGUAGAAUGUCUCGCCAUCAAUUCUUGUUUGAACCAAUUACAUGUCAUGCCUGGAAUCAAGAUCGGACACAGAUAGCACUUAGUCCCAAUAACCACGAGGUUCAUAUUUAUAAGAAAAGUGGAAAUCAGUGGAUCAAGACUCAUGAACUGAAAGAGCAUAAUGGUCGAAUAACAGGCAUUGAUUGGGCUCCCCAGAGUGAUCGCAUUGUAACCUGUGGUGCUGACCGUAAUGCUUAUGUAUGGAGUCAGAAAGAUGGUGUGUGGAAGCCAACCUUGGUCAUUCUAAGAAUUAACCGUGCUGCCACAUUUGUUAAGUGGUCUCCUCAGGAAAAUAAGUUUGCUGUGGGCAGUGGUGCCCGGCUGAUCUCAGUAUGCUACUUUGAAGGAGAAAAUGAUUGGUGGGUGAGUAAACACAUUAAGAAGCCAAUUCGUUCUACUAUCCUUAGCCUUGACUGGCAUCCCAAUAAUGUCUUACUGGCAGCAGGUUCAUGUGACUUCAAAUGCAGAGUUUUUUCUGCUUACAUUAAAGAAGUAGACACAAAACCUACGGCCACACCUUGGGGUUCCAAAAUGCCUUUCGGACAGGUGAUGGCAGAGUUUGGUGGUGCCAGUAGUGGUGGCUGGGUCCACAGUGUUUCUUUCUCUGCCACAGGAAACCGCCUGGCAUGGGUCAGUCACGACAGCACUGUAUCUGUUGUUGACACUGGUAGAAAUAUGACGGUUUCUCAAAUGAAGACUGAAUUUCUCCCCCUGUUGAGUGUGAUUUUUGUCUCUGAAACUAGCAUAGUGGCAGCAGGCCAUGACUGCUGUCCGAUGCUCUUCGUAUAUGACGAUCGUGGCUCUUUAAACUACAUCUCUAAGCUAGACAUUCCAAAGCAGAGCAUUCAGCGCAACAUCUCUGCUAUGCAGCGUUUCCACAAUCUGGAUCGAAGGGCGACCACAGAGGAUCGAAACGCCACACUCGAGACCCUCCACCAGAACAGCAUCACCCAAGUCUCCAUAUAUGAAGGCGAUAAGAGAGAUUGUUGGAAGUUUUGCACUACUGGGAUUGACGGUGCAAUGACAAUUUGGGAUUUGAAGACUCUGGAAUCCUCAAUCCAAGGCAUGCGUAUCAUGUGAACACGAAACUCUGCAAUCUAGGCCGAUGAAACCGUGAGAAAGGAAGAGCCCUGCUCCCUCCCCCUCUCUCUCCACCUCCACCUCCAAAUGCAACCGGCUAGAAGCUGGGCAGCAAAUCUUCAAAACAAACACAAGGAAAAGCACUGACAACAUUCGGAAAUCAACGCUCCGCCACUUCAUUCUGGGAAUUUUGAUUUGAUUUUAAAGGAAUUGCUUUGAAGUGGGGUUUUUUCUUUUUUUUUCUUAGCUAAAGCUCCCUUCAAAACAGUUUCUGCAGCACCCUGAGGGCUUUGCCCUAAUGAGGGUAAUAAUGUACACUAAUUUAAAGGGACUUUUAUGUAGUGUGUCUGCUAGAAAAUAAACACUACAAAACUUCA
Molecule: messenger RNA, 1797 nt
Organism: Amblyraja radiata (thorny skate)
Lineage: Eukaryota; Metazoa; Chordata; Chondrichthyes; Rajiformes; Rajidae
Product: actin-related protein 2/3 complex subunit 1A-B
Exons: 11
Coding region: 308-1420 (370 amino acids)
Biological process (GO): Arp2/3 complex-mediated actin nucleation
Cellular component (GO): Arp2/3 protein complex; actin cytoskeleton
Molecular function (GO): actin filament binding
Source: RefSeq, a predicted model, not a curated record